GGAGAGGCAGGGCCACACCCCUUUCCUCUACAGCGGAGGCAGAGUUUAAGGGGAAGUCCAACCUUUAGACAGACUCAGUCAGUUACACACUCUGAGAGGAACCUCCUGCCUCUUUACACAGACACUUCCCACAGGACAGGAAACACUCCGGAUUACCUGCCCUUUUACAACUAUUCUUUGUUUUAAUUUUUACAAUCAUCAUCGUCAGCAGCACCACCACCUCCGCCACAACCUUCUUGUCCACCAUGGCCAGCUCCAAGUCGUCUCAGACCACCCGCAACAUUGUGAUCGCCUGCCUGGCCCUGUGGUCGGUCAUCUCCCUCAUCAUCAUUGUGGUGUGGGCCACCUCUCCGGACAUGAAGAGUGCCAGCCAGUGCCGAGCUGAGCUGCAGACCCUGACAGAGAAGCACGAGGGGGCCAGGGUGGUGUACGCCAAGAACAAGGCAGCCCUGGAGGAGAUGGUGGAGGAGGGCCGCGCCAACCAGACCCGGCAGCUCAGGGAGACAGAGAGGCUCCUGGAGCGCCUGGGCCAGACCAACGUGUCUCUGGAUGACUGUCGGCAGGAAAAUGUGAGUGUUUGCAUUGCCUCGCUUUGCUUUCCCUCCCCUCUCCCACUCCCCUCCCUGGUUCCCGCAGCCCUGAGGUUAGAACUGACUUGCUCAAUCCCUCAGGCUGCCACAGUUAUCAUCUGCCUCUCUCCUUCUUCUACCCUCUCCAUUGUACCUGAUGCCCUUAUACAUUUUGUCAUUUUACAUUGAUCUGAUAUGAUGAUUUUUAAAUUGAUCUGAUAUCCAAACCUAAUCUAACGGUCAUGGCCAUGAUUUCAUGUUUUUUUUAUACCAUAUCCAUUUGACUGUUUAGAAUAGUUUCAGUGAAAACACGUUACUGUAUCAUCAUGCUAAAUGAUUGCUUGUGAAAAUAAAUGGCAGACCGAAAAGCCACAUUAUGCCUUUACAUAACAACCAGAGGCACAAUGGACAGACAGUAUCAAUUUAAUGUGGACAGUUACGCAAAUGCUAUGCAAAUGCAGCAAUCAAAAUAUUAAAAGCAGCUAGUCCUUCCCAGGGAGUGGGUGGGAGGUCAAGUUUAACCCUUCCUGGAAGAAGAGAUAAAGCAGUGAUAGGGGACACCAUGUCUGUGUCUGAAAUGGCACGCUAUUCCCUAUAUAGUGCUCUACUUUUGACCAGAAGUGUGUAGGGAAAAUGUUGCCAUUUCGGCAGCAGUCCAUGUUCUUUAAGCACAAAGGUCUUAAUCUUUCACCAUUGUCUUUGAUGAGAUCAUUAUUUGAACCUCUUUACUUCGUAGAUACUGUAUUAGAGUACAUGUGUUCAUCAGUGUUGUUUCACAUAAAACGCUGGAUGAAAGGAAUGUUUUCAGAGCCUGUUCUCAUAGCCAAAUCUGGUGCUGGCACAAGCCUGCUUUCACUCAACAUUUCAAAUAUGCGAUUGGAGGGACUCCUUGGGAUGACUGUGCCAAUGUUCACAGAAGUUGUAUCAACUACUUCUGGAAAUUCCUUAGGAGUUACUCAAUGACCACCAGUGUCUUUUUUACAGGUUAUUUUGGGUGGAAACAUUACAGUCCUGGAAAAAGAAAUCGGGAUGCAUAAAGAAAUCGAGGCAAACCUCACUUCAGAAAUCAUGCUAAACCAAGGUAGGAAAAUGUAUGUCACAGUGGGAGGGUAUGGGAUUUUCGCCUCUGGUAUUGGCUACCAUGAAAGGAGCACUUUCUCAGCCACGAUAUUCUUAGCAGCAUUUUCCCCUGUAACCAUAGAAACCACCCUAGUUAGGGUAAAUAAAUACACAUGAUUGGUUGGUUAUUGCUCCUUCAAAAAUGAGUUUACAUCUGAGGCUGUGAUUACAAAUGUUCGAACGGAUGACUAAUUAGGAUUUAAGUACAAGUUCUAGCAGAGUGAAUGUCUUCAAUAGCCAUCCCAUCUGUUUAACAUUAUUUCAAAGCUGUCAAACAGGCUACUUCUACAGUGCAUUUAGAAAGUAUUCAUACUCCUUGACUUAUUCCACAUUUUGUUGUGUUACAGCAUGAAUUCAAAAUGGAUUAAAUGUAUUUUCUCUCUCACCCAUCUACACACAAUACCCCAUAAUGACAAAGUGAAAACAUGAUUUUAGAAAUGUUUGCAAAUGUAUUAAAAAUUAAAUACAGAAAUAUCUAAUUUACAUAAGUAUUCACAUCCCUGAGUCAGUACAUGUUAGAAUCACCUUUGGAAGCGAUUACAGCUGUGAGUCUUUCUGAGUAAGUCUCUAAGAACUUUGCACACCUGCAUUGUACAAUAUUUGCACAUUAUUAUUUUUUAAAUUCUUCAAACUCUGUCAAGUUGGUUGUUGAUUAUUGCUAGACAGCCAUUUUUAAGUCUUGCCAUAGAUUUUCAAGCCGAUUUAAGUCAAAACUGUAACUAGGCCACUCAGGAACAACAGCCGAUGACAAGCAUACCCAUAACAGGAUGCAGCCACCACUAUGCUUGAAAAUACGGAGAGUGAUACUCAGUAAUGUGUUGUAUUGGAUUUGUCACAAACAUAACACUUUUUAUUCAGGACAAAAAUGUAAAUGCUUUGUCACAUGUUUUGCAGUAUUACUUUUGUGUCUUGUUGCAAACAGGAUGCAUGUUUUGGAAUAUUUGUAUUAUGUACAGCCUUCCUUCUUUUCACUCUGUCAAUUAGGUUAGUAUUGUGGAGUAACUACAAUUGUGUUGAUCCAUCAGUUUUCUCCUAUCACAGCCAUUAAACUCUGUAACUGUUUUAAAGUCACCAUUGGCCUCACGGUGAAAUCCCUGAGAGGUUUCUUUCCUCUCAGCAACUGAGUUAGGAAGGACGCCUGUAUCUUUGUAGUGACUGGGUGUAUUGAUACACCAUCCAAAGUGUAAUUUAAAACUUCACCAUGCUCAAAGGGAUAUUCAAUGUCUGCAUUUUUUUAUUUAUUUUUUACCCAUCUACCAAUAGGUUCCCUUCUUUGCGAGGCUUUGGAAAACCUCCCUGGUCAUUGUGGUUGAAUCUGUGUUUGAAAUUCACUGCUUGACUGAGGGACAUUACAGAUAAUUGUAUGUGUGGGGUACAGAGAUGAGGUAGUCAUUCAAAAAUCAUGUUAAACACUUGUUAGUUAUGUGACUUGUUAAGCACAUCUUUACUCCUGAACUUAUUUAGGCUUGCCAUAACAAAGGGGUUGAAUACUUAUUGACUCAAAACAUUUCAGCUUUUAAUUUUUCAUUAAUUUGUAAAAAUUUCGGAAAACAUAAUUCCACUUUGACAUUAUAGGGUAAUGUGUACAGUGGGGGAAAAAAGUAUUUAGUCAGCCACCAAUUGUGCAAGUUCUCCCACUUAAAAAGAUGAGAGAGGCCUGUAAUUUUCAUCAUAGGUACACGUCAACUAUGACUGACAAAUUGAGGAAAAAAAAUCCAGAAAAUCACAUUGUAGGAUUUUUAAUUUAUUUAUUUGCAAAUUAUGGUGGAAAAUAAGUAUUUGGUCACCUACAAACAGGCAGAUUUCUGGCUCUCACAGACCUGUAGCUUCUUCUUUAAGAGGCUCCUCUGUCCUCCACUUGUUACCUGUAUUAAUGGCACCUGUUUGAACUUGUUAUCAGUAUAAAAGACACCUGUCCACAACCUCAAACAGUCACACUCCAAACUUCACUAUGGCCAAGACCAAAGAGCUGUCAAAGGACACCAGAAACAAAAUUGUAGACCUGCACCAGGCUGGGAAGACUGAAUCUGCAAUAGGUAAGCAGCUUGGUUUGAAGAAAUCAACUGUGGGAGCAAUUAUUAGGAAAUGGAAGACAUACAAGACCACUGAUAAUCUCCCUCGAUCUGGGGCUCCACGCAAGAUCUCACCCUGUGGGGUCAAAAUGAUCACAAGAACGGUGAGCAGAAAUCCCAGAACCACAAGGGGGGACCUAGUGAAUGACCUGCAGAGAGCUGGGACCAAAGUAACAAAGCCUACCAUCAGUAACACACUACGCCGCCAGGGACUCAAAUCCUGCAGUGCCAGACGUGUCCCCCUGCUUAAACCAGUACAUGUCCAGGCCCGUCUGAAGUUUGUUAGAGUGCAUUUGGAUGAUCCAGAAGAGGAUUGGGAGAAUGUCAUAUGGUCAGAUGAAACCAAAAUAUAACUUUUUGGUAAAAACUCAACUCGUCGUGUUUGGAGGACAAAGAAUGCUGAGUUGCAUCCAAAGAACACCAUACCUACUGUGAAGCAUGGGGGUGGAAACAUCAUGCUUUGGGGCUGUUUUUCUGCAAAGGGACCAGGACGACUGAUCCGUGUAAAGGAAAGAAUGAAUGGGGCCAUGUAUCGUGAGAUUUUGAGUGAAAACCUCCUUCCAUCAGCAAGGGCAUUGAAGAUGAAACGUGGCUGGGUCUUUCAGCAUGACAAUGAUCCCAAACACACCGCCCGGGCAACGAAGGAGUGGUUUCGUAAGAAGCAUUUCAAGGUCCUGGAGUGGCCUAGCCAGUCUCCAGAUCUCAACCCCAUAGAAAAUCUUUGGAGGGAGUUGAAAGUCCGUGUUGCCCAGCGACAGCCCCAAACCAUCACUGCUCUAAAGGAGAUCUGCAUGGAGGAAUGGGCCAAAAUACCAGCAACAGUGUGUGAAAACCUUGUGAAGACUUACAGAAAACGUUUGACCUGUGUCAUUGCCAACAAAGGGUAUAUAACAAAGUAUUGAGAAACUUUUGUUAUUGACCAAAUACUUAUUUUCCACCAUAAUUUGCAAAUACAUUCAUUAAAAAUCCUACAAUGUGAUUUUCUGGAGAAAAAAAAUCUCAUUUUGUCUGUCAUAGUUGACGUGUACCUAUGAUGAAAAUUACAGGCCUCUCUCAUCUUUUUAAGUGGGAGAACUUGCACAAUUGGUGGCUGACUAAAUACUUUUUUCCCCCACUGUAUAGGCCAGUGACAUAAACAUCUCAAUUUAAUCAAUUUUAAAUUCAGGCUGUAACACAACAAAACUCAAGCGGUGUGAAUACUUUCUGAAGGCACAGUAUGUUUAAAAAAACCUUUCACAAGUGAUGAUUAUUUACGUUUCUAAACAUUAAAACACAGCGUCAGAAUUGUAGUUCACACGCAGUCUACUGUGGGCAAAGCUAAUCCCUGAAAACUCUACGGAUAAUAAGUGUAUUCCAGAGCUAAGUAAGCUGUAACCAAGGGGCUAUGCAAAUAAAUACUGUAGUUGUGACGUUUAAAAAAAUGUUACAGUCGAUUUUCUGACUUCGAACAAGAGAAGGAAAUUAUAAGCUCUUGAGUAAAGGCGAUAUAAAAAUAACACAUUGUGUGAAAGGGAAGAUGCCUGUUCUGAUAAAUAUCAGGCACCCCGCCAUCAACAGGGUCUUAAUGAGCAAUACAUUUACAACAUUUUAGUUGCCUAGGAGAGCCCUGUCAAAAACAGCGUAGCUAGAAUCUAUUGCUGCAUUCUUGCCUACAUGACCAACAAUUGGAAAAACACAGCUAAUGUGAGUGAAACCCCUUUGCUGCCAGACAAUUCCCAAAAUAGUUAAGUGACGUCAUGGAGUCGUGUACAGUACACAACUCAUACUGAUAAGCAAUCCCAGGGCCAGACAUUACCUUAUAAGUUAAUAAGGCAUAAUGUGAACUAGGGAUGUCCUAUUUCUGUCUAUCAAAGAAGACAUCCAAAACAUCCCAAACUAUUCUAAAUACCAAUAGUAUGCCUUAGCAUUAAAUGUCACUGUCAUUGCAUUUCAAAACGUAUUGUUGUAAUCACUGAUAUUUUUUUUUAUUUCUGUCACUCAAUGUUUUUGAUUUUUAUGCCUUAUUAUGAUUUCAGAGCACAUCGAAUUCCUUCAGGAGAACUUGACACAGGCCUCUCACAAGUGGGAGUCCUGUGUGGCUUUGCACUCAGCUGCUGAGAGCAGGCGGAUAGCAGCCGAAAGCCAGACCAAGGCCUGCGAGUCUAGCAAGCUGUAUUUACAGAAGCAGCUGUAAGUAUCAAUCCUGUGACACUGAGCUGGUACAGAUUUACACUGAGCUGCUAUGAAUUUACACCUUCAGGUUGACUACUGUUAUAAAUCAGCUAAACAAGCCUGGCUGGUUUACCUUUUAUGAGUGUUGAUAUUGUUUCUUGAACCAUGGUUAUAUUUACAGGCAGAGGUGCAAAAAGGAGGACCACCAUUCCUUCGAGUUUUUGGAUGACGGAGUUGCCGCACCCCAGACUAGCAUUCUUGCCUUGGCCGUGGUCCUCUGCGUCAGUCUGCAUUUGAUAACAUGUGAGUGUAAUAGCACAGGGUGCUAACUAAGCAUCAUUAAUCAAUGCCAUGGAGGCUUAUAAGCAGUGGCCGUGUUAGCAGUGUGGAAAAUAAAUCAAAGAUCAUAACAAGCAUAUAAUAAAUCAUAGUUUGUUUGAUUCGAUAUUCAUAGAUACUGUCUGCAACUGUCUAUAAUCCAUAUCUCAAUGUGAUAAAAUAUUUUAAUUACACAUGGUUUCCAGGAACAUAAUGCAUAGCCAGUGGGGUCAUCGAAGACGAUUCAAGGGGAACACUGUUCUCCAAGACAAUAAGAGGGACCUGGACUUGAUAGUAUAUGGAUAUCACUGCUGUACAUCUUUUACUGUUAGGAAACUAAUUGGGGAAACAGUUAAUGAUUAUAUUUUCUUUAGUUUCUUUUUUAUUAUUUUUCAAUUAUAUUUUAAGAAUUGUUAAACAAAAAUUGUAAGACUUAGUCAUGGACAAAAAGUGUUAUAAUUAUUUGUUGCUUUUGAAUGAAUUUCAGCUGCAUUUAUUGCUCUCUUUUCACAUUACAUUUAUAUACGUUGGCUUCUUUUAUUGUUGAACCUUACCCUUACUUAGGCUAUAAUUUUAUUGAAUACUUAGGAUUUUAAUGUCCAUGUUUUGGGAUAUUUCAAGACAGCACAAUUUCGUUUAGGUUAAAGGUCUCUGUAUUUAUUUGUGUGUAAAUGUUUGAAUGUACUUUAUAAGUACUGUCUGAUCGUCUCUUGUUUUGUCCUGUUUUGACUUCUCCCUAUAAAAUUAUUCUUAUCCGACAAUUUUUCUUUUGGAGCUGGCUAUUCAUUUGUCAGUUUAAUGUAUAUACUCUUCUACCAAUAUUUUACAUGGGAAAAAUAUGAACAUUCCGGUAGUUGUUGUUGAGAGAACAUUCAUAAUACAACAAUGACCUGUUGAAUGUAGUGGAAAGGAGAGGGGUUCACACUGAGCUGGGGAUGAUAAUGUGAGGAGCCAAGCCUAGGUUGGGAAUUUGGCCACAACACCGGAAUGAACCUACACUUGCCACAAGUACUAGAUAUGAUCUGAGACGACUGUUCACCACGGCCGGAAUAAGGCAUUUGGGCCACCAGGGCACCUACCUCCAGGGGGCACCUAACCCCAAAAAAACAACAACAAAAAAAAUAUUUUGUCAGGAAAA
Molecule: messenger RNA, 7367 nt
Organism: Coregonus sp. 'balchen'
Lineage: Eukaryota; Metazoa; Chordata; Actinopteri; Salmoniformes; Salmonidae
Source: the annotation of a GenBank genome assembly